Molecule: messenger RNA, 1818 nt
Organism: Melampsora larici-populina 98AG31
Lineage: Eukaryota; Fungi; Basidiomycota; Pucciniomycetes; Pucciniales; Melampsoraceae
Exons: 5
Coding region: 1-1818 (605 amino acids)
Source: RefSeq, a predicted model, not a curated record
AUGAAGAACAUAACCCAAUCACCUCAUUUUGAAACUCUGACACCGGAAUUUCUGGCCGAUCUACUUGAAGAACAUGGGUAUACUCUCUACCUUCACAUUAAACUUAUACCAUACCUUACUAACAAAAACUCAAACACCACGAUUUUACACCUCUACGCUCCCCUUUUCGUGCGAUCGAGCACUCUACCUACUUCUUUCAUUAGGAAAAGCUUUAAACCUAGCUUUCCGAGUCUAUAUCAACUUAAAACUCCACUAAAGCUAUUUAAAAUGGGGCCUCAAGUCACUCCCGGCGGUAAAAACGGCUUACCUCGUCGACCACGGUCUUCUUCCGCUAAGAAGGCCAAGCCAUACGAUUCCCCUUCCCUAUCAAAACGCCAAACCACCGAACCUCCUACCAACUUGACUGAUCUUAACAGCUCCAUGACGAUUGAUCAGCCAGCUCAAAGUACAGCUACUGCUAAUCAAGAAGAUGAAGAGAUGAAUCUCGCCGACCCAGUUCAAUCUCAACCCGCCAUUUCUUCUUCUAACUCGAAUGAAGAAAGAAAAAAGAAGAGAACUAAAGCCAAUUCUCCUAGCUCUGAAGAAUCUGAAUCUUCUGAAGACUCGAGCUCUGAUUCCGACGAUAAUGAUGACAACGACGUCGAAUCUAAACCUCUUUUCGAUCUCUCUGACGAAAAAGAACCUACUGACCCUGAUAAGGAUCUUCUUAAAGAUAUUUUCACUCAGGAAGACUCUAACAAGACUGAUGAAGUUAAGGAUAGAAAGGAAGAACAGGAGGUUCAAGUUCCUAAUUGGACGCCUGCUAACGAUCUAAACAACUCUGGUACUAAUAGAUUACCAUACCCCUCACCUGGUUCUCUCACUUUACAUACGGUCAAUCCCCUCAAAUACUCGUAUCAGAACGAAUUCGCCUUUACUUGUGAUUUACCUUAUGAACUUCAGCUAUGGUGGCAACUCUACCACCGUCGACAUGUUAGUCCCGACGAUAUUAACUUAUGGGCUAUUGUUACAAUCAUAAGUCAAAAAUUUAAAUCAAACUUGUUUGAAGAAGUCAAACGUACACUCAAUCAUUGUAUUAAUCAUAUUGAAUUAAUCGUCAACGUAUCAGGAUCUAGAUUCUUCUUAAUCAGAUUUAAAAACUUAAAAGCUAAGGACGGUCUUCAAAGGGAUCCUCGACACGAUAAAGGAGUCUUUGUAUCUUAUCAAUCCGGUUUCAAAAAACCUACUACUCUUCUCAUAUUUGAAUUAGAUCCUAUCACCAAAUUAACUCCUAAAAUGUCUAGUCUACUGGUUACUAUUCAUGGUUUACCUUUCCCUUUAUGUACUCAGCUUAUUGCUGAUACGGUCUUUGGUGCAAUUGCCGCUCAUGAAAGCAAUUUUCACCUCGAACUUGAAGGGAUUCGAGAGCUCCGCAAGUAUCCGGUCAUAGCUCACGGUGGUGGUCGAGUCUUUGAGGUCUUAUUUAAACGUGAUGCAGUUCUUGAAUGGUUCAAACUACUCUCAAAAUCAAAUAAAUCAAUUAAGCUUAUUGGCUGGAAUCAUAAAGGUAAGGAGACUGACGAUCUAUACCUAAUUCAAAUUCGACAUGUUCCUACUUGUCCAACUUGUGGAACUACAUCCGUCAACGCUUCUCAUUCGACUGGUUGUCCCUUCGCUACUCUACGUGAUGGUAUCAUCAAGAGUCUUAAAAGGACUUCUACUCCUUCUAAACGUUCGAAAUUGGAUCAAGAUGAAGACUCUGAAGAUUCUACACCUUUAGCUUCAUCUUCUAACAAAAAGCCUCGAUCGAAAAUCGGCAACUUCACUAUAAGAAAUUAG